CCUCCGGGGUUCGACGAGGGGACCCCAGCCCCGCAUACAGCCACGCAGCGGGGGCAAAAGGCAUGGCAGGUGAGCAGUGCCAAGCUAGGGGCUGAGGCGCGGCGACAUUUCCCAAACCAUUCGUUCGGGCUGAAUCGCCCAGUGCCACGAAAUUCUUAUUUCACCGUUUCUUUUCUAGCUAUAACAACGACUAGUUGAGGCUUGUGCCUCUCCCAGCUCCUCUGCCGGCUCUCUUAGUUGCAGGUGCACAGCCUGAAAGACUGAGUUUGGGAAGGGAGACUGGGGAGAAGAGACACGAGGUUAGUGGAAAAAACAGGCUGGUGAACGCAAAAAAUUAAAAUAAAAUUUAAAAAAAAGUCAGUCCAGCACCAAAGAGUGGAAGAAAAAUCAAUAGGAAUAUUUAAUAUCCAUAAUUGACACCACAAAGCGCUCCCCCAGCCCACCCCACCUUCCUCGGGGUCCGGUGGCAGAGGAGCGGCGCGGAGCUGCGGGCAGAGGAGCCCCGUUCCCAGCGCCGGGGAUGCGAGCGUGUGUUGUGUUGGUAUAAUAUCAAUUCAUUUAAAAUAUGAAAGUCAAGUCGCGUAGACUGUGACAGCAACCGUAACAAAAGGUGCAAGCAACAGACAAUGUGAUGUGCUUGUACAGAUAUUGUAAUGAUGCAAAUGAAGCGGAGGGGACGAGCUGCCUUAUUAUGUACAUAAAUACACAGUGGCUCGCCGUGCCAUCCUUGAAUGCAGGAGAGUGAGAGAGAGAAGGGGAGGGAAAGAAGGGAGAGAGGAAAAGAGAGGGAGGGAGGGAGGAAGGGAAGGGGGGAAGGAGGGAGGCAAAAAAAAAAAAAGGGCUCAGCUCGAGAAGUGCCGCCAGUUCGAAGCAGAGCGCUCCUCGGGCAGCCCCUCCGCCGGCUGCGCGCACCCACGGGCGGGGGAGGACCGGCGGCCGGAGCCCCCUCCCCAGCCCGCAGGGGAGAGCGGGCGCUCCGCAGGCAGCGGGCGGCGAUCCGCGGCGGGAGGCAGGCAAGGUGCUGCCCCGCCAUCCGCCCGCGGACAGAGGGACGCGUUGACUCCGGGGCCCACCCUGCAUCCUCCCCAGGGCGAUCUUCGGACACCCGACGGCUUUCUCCUAAACAAUCGCCCGUCUGCUAAACACCCCCGGUACCUCCGCCUGCCGACCCCGACCGCCGCUCGCCGCUGCCCCGCGGGUGGGCGGGAGGGGAGGCCCGAGGCCAUGGAGGUGGCCACGGACCAGCCUCGCUGGAUGACCCACCACGCCGUGCUCAACGGGCAGCACCCCGAGAGCCACCACCCGGGACUGGCUCACAACUACAUGGAACCAGCGCAGCUCCUACCUCCGGACGAAGUCGACGUCUUCUUCAACCACCUGGAUUCCCAGGGCAACCCUUACUACGCCAACUCUGCCCAUGCCCGGGCCCGGGUCUCUUACAGCCAGGCACACGCCCGCCUGACCGGGAGUCAAAUGUGCCGGCCUCAUCUUAUCCACAGCCCCGGGAUCCCUUGGCUGGACAGCAGCAAGGCGGCACUCUCUGCCCAUCACCACAACCCCUGGACCGUCAACCCCUUCACCAAGACCCCCCUGCACCCCUCAGCAGCCGGAGCACCCGGGGCCAUCUCAGUGUACCCCGGCAGCAGCACGUCCAGCACCGCCUCCGUCUCGUCGCUCACCCCGGCCUCUCACUCGGGCUCCCACCUCUUCGGUUUCCCCCCGACCCCUCCCAAGGAAGUGUCUCCGGACCCCAACUCCACCAGCGCUGCUUCCCCUUCGUCCUCCGCUGGGGCCCGACAGGAGGACAAAGACAGCAUCAAGUACCAAGUGUCGCUGUCAGAAGGGAUGAAGAUGGAGAGCGCCAGCCCGCUCCGCAGCAGCCUCACCAGCAUGGGGGCCCAGCCCUCCACUCAUCACCCCAUCCCCACAUACCCCUCCUACGUGCCGGCUGCCCACGACUACAGCAGCAGCCUCUUCCACCCGGGCAGCUUCCUGGGGGGCCCGGCGUCCAGCUUCACCCCCAAGCCACGAAGCAAGGCCAGAUCCUGUUCGGAAGGCAGAGAGUGUGUGAACUGUGGAGCAACCGCUACCCCUCUCUGGAGAAGAGACGGCACCGGGCAUUACCUGUGUAACGCCUGCGGGCUCUACCACAAAAUGAACGGUCAAAACCGACCUCUCAUUAAACCCAAACGAAGGCUGUCAGCGGCCAGGAGAGCAGGGACGUGUUGUGCCAACUGUCAGACAACCACCACGACCUUAUGGCGACGCAACGCCAACGGGGACCCGGUUUGUAAUGCCUGCGGACUCUACUAUAAACUGCACAAUGUGAACAGGCCUCUGACCAUGAAAAAGGAAGGAAUUCAGACCAGGAAUAGGAAAAUGUCCAACAAAUCAAAGAAAAGCAAGAAAGGCUCCGAGUGUUUUGAGGAACUGUCCAAGUGCAUGCAAGAGAAAUCGUCUCCUUUCAGCGCUGCUGCCCUUGCUAGUCACAUGGCACCUAUGGGGCAUUUGCCACCUUUCAGCCACUCUGGACACAUCCUACCAACACCUACCCCCAUCCACCCAUCUUCCAGCAUCUCAUUUGGACAUCCGCACCCAUCCAGCAUGGUUACAGCCAUGGGAUAAAACCUGACGACCAAGAGACCCACCCAGAGAUUGAGAACAUGGGGCUUUACCUAAGACGACACCAAGUAAGAAAAUGUUCUGCCAAGAGGAGAAUGUAGGGAUGGCAAAAAAGGGGAUCUGUGCUCCCGUGUGGUUUAACUCUUCAUGCUGGACUAAAGCCUUGCAAGAGAUGGGUCUUCUGCAGAAAUGUGUAGUGGUGCCUGUAAUGCACUUUGCCCCCUCAGGUAUAAGGAAAAGAAGAACUCACCUGGUCGAUAUUCAGUUGUCUAGCAGAAAGCAAAAGGUGGCAGAAGCAGAAAGAAGAGGCUGGAACUGGCUUUCCUUUCUCUCUUUGUUAUUACUGUGAAUAUUGUGAAGAGAUAUAAGCAGCCUCCCAGGAUGAAAUCGGCUCACUGGAAGCCACACAUGCUGGAUUUCUAUUGUGGACUCUGUUUGGGGAGGGGGAAGAAAAAAAAAAGAAAAAAAAGAAAAAAAAAAAGGAUGUCUUUAUAAAAACUUAAUUUUUAAAAUGAAAUCAGACAGAAAGUCAUAUUUAUUUUGCUCUUGUUUUCCACAAAAAGCCUCAACCCCUCUGAGUGCAUGUUUUUGUGCUGUUGGUUGCAAUGGCUACUACCCUGUAUGAAAAUCUGCCUUCGUAAAUAUGGGGAGGGACAAUAUUCAGUGGCCCUCCUGGAUUUGCUCCAUCUAUCUUCCAUACCAAAAUAUCCCCUAGGAAGGGAAGAAAGAGAGGGUGGGCAAAGCGAGAACUGUAGCCGCAGCAUGGGAUUUCAAAGCGCCCAAGACGAUGAUUAUUUUUGACACAAUUUCUUCUUUCAUGUUAGGGAAAAGAAUGACUUAUUUUAAAAAACAACAACAAAAAAACCCACACAACAGCCCCCCUCCCAGCUACCAUAUCAUUCCUUGAACCAGACAGCUCCAUCAGACUAACUGGUGGGAAGACGCUCCCGGAAGGCAGUCCUGCACUAGCGAGGGCUAAAAUACCAAAUCGCUGCAGCUAACAUGCAGCAAAACAACAGAAAAAAAUGGCAGGGCAUAAACCCAUCCAACUCACAGACUGCAGAGGUUGAAGCAUUUUGUUCUGUUGUGUUGGCAGCUGUUGCUUAAAAAAAUGCAGCUCAGCUCCUUGGGUAAACUUAGGGCAGCGCGGCAGCGGGUCCGCACACAGCAAGGCAGCGCGUGCUGUCUCAGGCAUCCAGCCCCCAUGGACUUCGCAGGGAGGAAGGGCAGAAAUGAGGUUGAGAUCACUGGAGAGGGGAAAGGGAGAGACAAUCAGUUUGAGCUUCACACAUCCGUCAAACCCCAGACGCAGCGACAGCUGAUGAGAUGAGGGAAAGCGCCGUACGGCCGCCUUCCGUAGUGCGUUUUGUAAGAAAAGAGGAAAAAAAAAGAGAAAAAGAAAAAAAACCUUAGAGCUCCCAUUAUUAAACCACGUUGUACGUAAAUGAUCGAAAACAAAGCUAUUGCCAAUGUGAAGUGUAUUCUAUUGAUUGUUAUGAUCUGAUGCCUCUCGUGAACACAAGCUCCAGUAUAACAUACAGUGUACAUAUUUAGCUAUACUUCUGAUGAAAAUGCCCCAAUGAGCAGAGGGGUUUGAUAAUGUAAACCAUGUAAGCUUAACUCUGUGACAAGCUUCUUUCUUUCUUUUUUUUUUUUUUUUUUUAACUUUUAACUUUUUUGUUGUUGAUGGGGUUGUUUUUUUUUUGUUUUGUUUUUUUUUAAUAUUUUGGAUCAAGCCAAUUGUAUCUUUACUGCAACAGUCCUGCUUUAAAGAAAGAAAAAACACAACAAAACAAAUAAAAACAGAUGUAUGUUAAUUUUCUUUUUCUAACCAUGUAAUUCGAAAAUUUGGUAAUGAAUUAAGAACCAGGCAGACAUGGAAAAUCCUGCUUGCAUCCUUUUCCUGGUCUGCGUAGGCAUAUAGGUGCACUUUGUAAAGAAGUGGAAACGAACGGGAAAACAAAAGCAGUUGGGAGAAAUCACAAACCUUCUUAAUCUACUGAGGGAAAAAAAGAAUCGGAUCCUUUUUACUUUCUACCUUUUACAAUGGUACAGUUGUACAUUAUUUGUACCCGACUCAAAUUUCGGUAGGAUUUGUGCAGGGGGUGGGGAAGGGACGUGGGUGGAAGACAGGGAUUACUGAUACAGUUGACAAAGUGCAAUAUAUUGUCGGUCACUGCAGCAUAGACAAUGGCAGUUGAGAUUUAAAUUAUUUUGUACUUGUAUCAGCAUAUUAAAAAAAAAAAAUCUGCAGUAUUUUCUGUUUUUAUUUUAAUUUUUUUAUUUUGCUUAUUUUUGGAUUAGUGAACUAAGUUAUUGUUAAUUAUGUACAACAUGUUUAUAUAUUGUCUGUAAAAAGCGUAUGCUUUCCUCAUAUUCCUUCAAGGUGAAUAUUGCUAAGAAUAAUAAAAUACCUUUUUU
Lagopus muta (rock ptarmigan) is the source of this 5043-nucleotide messenger RNA. RefSeq names its product GATA binding protein 2 (gene GATA2). The record is from RefSeq and is a predicted model, not a curated record. Gene Ontology annotation, biological process: positive regulation of angiogenesis; negative regulation of transcription by RNA polymerase II; cell fate commitment. The coding region runs from base 1225 to 2625 and encodes 466 amino acids. NCBI's taxonomy places the organism in Eukaryota, Metazoa, Chordata, Aves, Galliformes, Phasianidae. Gene Ontology annotation, molecular function: DNA-binding transcription factor activity, RNA polymerase II-specific; RNA polymerase II cis-regulatory region sequence-specific DNA binding; zinc ion binding. The transcript has 6 exons. Gene Ontology annotation, cellular component: nucleus.